Pantherophis guttatus is the source of this 7666-nucleotide messenger RNA. It is a transcript of the gene CAPRIN1, whose product is annotated as cell cycle associated protein 1. Gene Ontology annotation, cellular component: cytoplasm. NCBI's taxonomy places the organism in Eukaryota, Metazoa, Chordata, Lepidosauria, Squamata, Colubridae. The record is from RefSeq and is a predicted model, not a curated record. Gene Ontology annotation, molecular function: RNA binding.
GGUCUUUUCCUUUCCCCCCCAUAACUCGGUGCAGAGGUAGCGGUGUAAGUGGCCGGGCUCGCGCGGACAGAGGCCGCCGUUUCCCCCUGCGUAGAGUCCACCGAGUCUUUUUCCUGGUGCCUUCCCAUCUUCCAUUUCUUCACACACACGCACGCGGGCGCGCGCAUCUCUCACGUAAGCGAUGCCCUCGGCCACCAGCAGCGCGAUGGCGAGUAGCGGCAGUAAAGCGGGCAACGAGGCAACGGUAGCGGCGGCGGCGGCUUCUCAGGCAGCGGUUUCGGGUGGCAGUACGAGUUCGGUGCAGACGGAGGCCAUGAAGCAGAUUUUGGGUGUCAUCGAUAAGAAGCUGCGCAAUUUGGAGAAGAAAAAGAGCAAACUUGAUGAUUAUCAAGAUCGAAUGAACAGAGGAGAACGCCUUAACCAAGAUCAGCUGGAUGCUGUGUCAAAGCACCAGGAAGUCAGUAAUAAUCUGGAAUUUGCCAAGGAACUGCAGAGGAGUUUCAUGGCUCUAAGUCAAGAUAUUCAAAAAACAAUAAAGAAGACAGCCCGACGGGAACAGUUAAUGAGAGAAGAAACUGAACAAAAACGUUUAAAGACAGUACUUGAAUUGCAGUAUAUUUUGGACAAGUUGGGUGAUGAUGAAGUGCGCAGUGACCUAAAACAAGGAACAAAUGGGGUAUCUAUAUUAACAGAAACAGAACUAUCUACACUUGACGAGUUUUACAAGCUGGUUGAACCUGAACGUGACAUGAACAUAAGGUUGAAUGAACAAUAUGAACAGGCAUCCAUUCAUUUGUGGGAUCUAUUGGAAGGGAAGGAAAAACCUGUAUGCGGAACAACAUAUAAAGCCCUAAAAGAAAUUGUUGAACGCGUUCUUCAAACAAGUUAUUUUGACAGUACUCACAACCAUCAAAAUGGACUUUGUGAAGAAGAAGAGACAGCAUCUGCACCCGUAGUUGAAGAUUCUGUGACAGAAGCUGAGCCAGAACCAACAGAAGAAUACACUGAACCAAGUGAAGUUGAAUCAACAGAGUAUGUAAACAGACAGUUCAUGGCAGAGGCUCAGUUCAGCAAUAAUGAAAAGGAACAAGUAGAUGAAUGGACAGUUGAAACUGUUGAGGUGGUAAAUUCACUCCAGCAACCACAGGCUACAUCUCCUCCAGUUCCAGAUGCCCAUACGCUUACAGCUGUAGCUCAAGCAGACCCACUUAUUAGAAGACAACGGGUGCAGGAUCUUAUGGCACAAAUGCAAGGCCCAUAUAACUUUAUGCAGGACUCUAUGCUGGAAUUUGAGAACCAAGCACUUGACCCUGCUAUUGUUUCAGCUCAGCCUAUGAAUCCACAAAAUUUGCAGAUACCACAGAUGGUUUGCCCUCCAGUUCAUGCUGAAUCUAGACUUGCACAAACAACCCAGGUUCCUGUACAACCUGAAGCUACACAGGUCCCCUUGGUUUCUUCCACAAGUGAGGGAUAUACAGCACCCCAGCCCACGUAUCAGCCUUCUCAUUCAACAGAACAGCGACCUCAGAAAGAAUCAAUUGACCAGAUUCAGGCUUCAAUAACUUUAAGUACAGAUCAGACACCAACAUCAUCGCCACUUCCAGUUGCAUCCCAGCCUCAGGUAUUUCAGGCUGCCUCUAGCAAACCCUUGCAUAGCAGCGGAAUCAAUGUUAAUGCAGCUCCAUUCCAGUCCAUGCAGACGGUAUUUAACAUGAAUGCACCUGUUCCUCCUGUCAAUGAGCCAGAAACUCUAAAGCAACAAAAUCAAUACCAGACCGGUUACAGCCAGACAUUCUCCAAUCAGCCCCAUUCAGUAGAACAAUCAGAACUUCAGCAAGAACAGCAGCUUCAGACAGUGGUUGGCACUUACCAUGGUUCCCCGGACCAGUCCCAUCAAGUGGCAGGUAACCACCAGCAGCCUCCACAACAGAAUACUGGGUUCCCACGUAACGGUCAGCCUUAUUAUAACAGCCGGGGAGUGUCUCGUGGUGGAUCACGCGGCACUCGAGGCUUAAUGAAUGGAUACAGGGGACCAGCCAAUGGGUUUAGAGGAGGAUAUGAUGGCUACCGUCCUUCAUUUUCCAACACUCCAAAUAGUGGUUACACCCAGGCACAGUUUAAUGCUCCACGAGACUAUCCCAACUACCAGCGAGAUGGAUAUCAACAGAAUUUCAAACGUGGCUCUGGACAAAGUGGCCCUCGGGGAGCCCCUCGAGGUCGUGGAGGGCCCCCAAGACCCAACAGGGGAAUGCCUCAAAUGAAUGCUCAGCAAGUGAAUUAAUCUAAUACUCAAGAUUACUUUUAAAACGCCAAAAACACUGGCCAGUGUACUAUAUACAUGUUACCAGAAGAGUUAUCUCUGUUUUCCUUUAUAGGAAGUUCAUAGUAAAGGGAUUAUUUUCAUUGCCCAUAAAGACAAGACUACAGUUGUCAGCUUUAUAUUACCCGGAUAUGGAAAGAAAUGCCGUUUGCGCUGCAUGUUCUGUCCUAAGCGUCACCUUGAGCCUUGCACAUGAGAUCCAGACCCUUGCUUUGAUUUAAAACAAAAAUGGCAGUUUCAGAGUAAAGAAAAUGUCUAUAGUUAAUUGAACAGGCAGAAAUAAUCCAAUUGACUUCAUUGAUGUCAUAUAGUUCUGCAGCAAAUUUGGAUAAGAAUCUGUAAACCCAUAAACGUUUUACUCAGACAGUUGGUAUAUUUAAACUUUUACAUUAAAAAGACAGAAGAAGUGAAGUGUGGCUUAACAGAACAACAACUACAUUUCAGCUUUUUCUGUUUCAUUGAAGCGCCUGAAUAUUUACAUGCAUAAUAAAGAGCCCUGACUAGAUAUUAAACUGGUGAACAGCUUAGGCAAACCCUUAGCUACAGCACUUUUUUUAAAUUAGUCUGACUUGCUGUGGUAAAGGGAUGCAUUAAUUGUUUUGUGUAUCUGUUGAUAUAAUUGUGUAAACCCAAAAUUAAGCUUUGAUUGGCACUUUAAAAUUUUGUGUAAGAAAUAGAAGGUAUAAUCUGGACAGCCACUUGUGUUUUCAAAUGUGAAGUGUUGAAAGAGAUCUCUCCUGAACACAUUUCCUGGAUAGCAAUGCCGUUUGUAAGGAUUGGUAUUCCUUAUCAUUCCUUAUGAUUUGCACAUUGUCUGUCAUUAAUACUUAAACUUGCUGUAUUACCACCUUAAUAACUGAUGCUGGUACUGAUGGAAAUUAAUGGGUAUGCAUACUACGUGUCACAUGUCUUUUUUCCCCUGCAGCUUAAAGAUUUUGAGAAAUCUCAAAUCCCUGCUGGUGCCCUUUAAAUAGCUCUUUUUUUGAAAAGCACCAGUAAAUGUUUUGAUCCAUUUCCCCUUUUAAGGGAAAUUACAGCCAGCAGUUACAGAUCCAAGCGAGAUAAAUAAACAUGUUUAUAUUAAAAAAAAACCUGUAUUCCUUAACAUAUCUUCAAUGACUGAUGAAAACUCCACAAGCACAUUCUUUGAACAGUUUUUUUUUCAUUCUCAACACUUAAAGAUGAUUCCCAACUCAGAAGCUUCUAAGAUAUUUAUCCAGUAAGGUAUUUAUCCAGUAAAGACAUGCAUUUAUCUGACUUGUUACAAUCAUCAGGCUCAAUGUUGUCAAUUUAUCUUAUAUGGGGGGGUUGUAAAAGUUGUGAACAAGCAGUAAGAAUUGCAUGCAUGGUACUUAAUGCAUCUUUUGAAACCUCCUACACAAGAAUUCAUGAAUUAGUUCAAAGCGUAGUUAGAAGAGUGCUUCUAUGGACAAAGCCAGUAGUGCUGUUAAUUAAUCACAUUGGGAUUAUAGAGUUACUGCGGGUUUUUUUUAGGUUAGCAAGUACUGUUCUUUUUGUUUAGUUGACAACUUUCCCUGAUUCCAUAUAUGGUAACAAAAAGUAGACUCUUCAGUUACGAUAAUUAAGUUAAUUCUUUAAAUAUUCUAUAUUAUUAAUAUUUGUAGGUACUGUUAAUAAAAAAGAUCUUAAUGGAAAAUAACUUCAAAUACAGUAUCAGAAGCCAAAGAUAAAUUGGAAACCAAACAAGAUUAUGUGAUGCAUUUUUUUUAAAAAAAAUCAAGAUUACCCAAUGUGAUUUAAACAAGCUGCUGUGUGUACAAAUUUGUCAAUAACUUACCUGUUUAUAUAAAAUAAGCAGCUCUUGCUAUCUUUAGAUUGGGAAAUGAGGCAUACAACAAAAUUAAACUUACUCUUGGAACACUGCUUUCAAGGCAAAUUUAAAGCCACAAAUGUCCUUCCUUAAACUAAAACAAAAAGUAUUUAGAAUCACAAGAAUUUGGUGUCAGAAUCAAGUAAUUUGUAAACAAAAUUGAGAUGACUUUUUAAAGGACUAGUUUAUCUAUUGACUUUCAUGACAAGCUAGCAAUAUUGAAUAUAGUGUUUGAAUUUAAACAAACCAAACUAUAAUUUUUAGAAAACUAGAAUUAAUUCCCUAAAUAUUAGAAGGUACAUUGUGUUCUCAGGUUAAUUCAGCACGGUCAAUAACUUAUGAGCAUGAGCCCUGCUUGGUUCUGUUUUCAGUCUAAUUGUAAUCUACUUUAUGUUCCUCAGUUCUUAGGUGACAAACUGAAACAUAGAAGUAGUCAUUCCACUGUUACAGUUUGGAGAAAAUCCAAAUAUUAAAGAAAACUGCCCUGUUUCUGUUGGAAAAGCUACAGGUCAAGCCAUUUAUGAGUAGUGAAAAAGAUUUGCCAGGGAUAAGCUUCAUGAGGUUUAUCUCCCGUUUUCAUUGGUGACAAUGAAGCCUUAUUUUGUGUCAGUUAUUUAUCUUCAUGCAUCCAGGAAUGCAGAGUCCCAUCUUAGCUUGUAACAAUCCAAAUCUUUUUUUUUUUUGGCCUUCCAUUCAUGGAGAAUGUCUAAAUUAGUCCCUGCAGCUUUCUUGGUAAGGGUUUUCAGAAGUGGUUUGUCAUUGCUUCCUUCUUAGGGCUGAGAAAAAGUAACUGGCCCAAGGGCACCCAGUUGGCUAUGUGCCCAAAGCAGGACAGAAACUCACCUCCCAGUUUUUAACUUGAUGCCUUAACUACUACAUCAAACUGGCUCUCAAAAUCUUUAUUACAAGAAGGCAAAUAGUACAGUUUCUGGUCUUAUGCUGUACAGCAAUGGGGUUAUGGGGGGUUAUGUUUGUAAGUGUGUGACUAAUGUGUAUUGCUCAUUCACCUACCUGCCAUUGCUUGUCUCCUAUAGGGAGAGGAGGUAGUGGUGAGCGGAAAAAAGUAGCACUGCCUCUCCACUGUGCUUCAUAUUGCUACUCUUCUCUUUUCUUUGGCUUUCUUACUAGUAGUGCCACCUUUACCAUCUUCCUCAUCUCCUACCAUCUACCCAUUUUUUCUCAUUUUCAUUGGGUGUCCUGAUGCUGUCAAUUAUAAUUUACAUGUUAUAAAACUGGUAUAGAAAAAAAAGAAGAACUGAAUGUAUGUUUUGAAUGUAGCUAAGCUUUCUCCAACCUAGUCUCAAGUGGAAAUGAAGGACAUUGCAGGAUGUUGCUUCAAAUCCAUUUGGGCUGGCCAGUUGGAAACAUUGCCAUUGGGCCAAGUUCUAAUUUCCUCCUACACUAAUGGUAACAUUUAUAUAAAUUAGAAGUUGCCCGUUUGUACAAAAUUUCACAAGAGAUCAGCAGAGGCUAAAUUCAUAUGUAAACCUGAAAUCUCAUCUAGUAAUGCAUGUAACCUAACAUAACCAGAUGGCAAUCAGUGGAGGAAAACCUAUUGAAACAUAAAUUUUUAAUUGGGUAACAAAGUGUUUUUGUAUUACUUUUUCACUACUUUAUAUAAUCAUUCAAAUUUCUGUUUCAGUAUUAUCAGUUUAUUAUUCUUUUAGUCUUUUUCAUAAGUAAGCCAAACAGAACAUGUUGAAAUUGUGGGCUUUUACUGUAUAUGAACAGUGUUAAAUCAAGCAUACCAUUAUAGACAUUGAAGCUAAUGUAUUAUUUUGAAUGUUAGGUUGUUAGAAAAAUGCAUUUAAAACAUGUUAUAUCUUCAAUAUAUACAUCAAGUAUGAAUAGAACAAAUUUGGCUUGAUGUGAAAUUACAUCAAAUAUAUGAGUUUUUUAAAUUCAAACUCUAAGAUGUUUGAGUUGAUGCCCAAUGGGUUGCAUCUGAGUGCAUUUUAAAAAAUACUGCUGAUAUUGAUUGUUCUACUGAAGUAUUAAUGGUGGCAAAUAGCCUUCAGACACAUUCAUGACUGACAGCUGAAUUUUUAUAAAACUGCUCCCGAUAAUUCAAUUGUUUGUUCGCAUUUGUUUUUCUUACGUAAUUUAUAGUUAUACUUAAAUAACUGUAACUAUUUUUCUUGUUCUAAACAUUGCUUUUGCAGUUUUCACAUAUUUGGGUUAGAACUGUUAAACUCAUGUAUUAACUACAUUUAAAAUAUGAAAGCCUGUUUACUUAUGUGAGAAUGUGUUCAAAACCAAAUUCAUAAUACAGACCUAUGCAAAUAUUGUGAGUUUUAAAACUUACAAAUUUGAAAUUGGUGAUUGAGGUAGAUAUUUCUGUCCUAAACUGGAAUUAGUGCCUAUACAGUUGUACUCUUUUGAUUGCAGAUCUAACUGGAAAACAAUUGCCUUUUAGUAUUCCAGUGAAAUAUGACAUUUUUUCUAUCUUUUAUGGCAAAAUGUGAUCCCCCCCAAAUUUGAGUAACAUUAAGAUCGUUAUGUUUUAUUUUUAUAUGGACAUCACUAGCACUGGUAAUUUUACAUUAGGAUGUUGUCAAAAUACAUUCUGCUUAGCAUGUGUAAUUUAUCGUUCAAGGUAACAGAAUGAAUUGUGGCUGGCUUUAAAUAUGGUGUAUAUGUAUAAAAUCAAACAUGCAGAUUUCUACCUGCUUAACAUAGUUAAAUUGGGUUGCAAUUGUGUGUACAUUUUAACUGCAGAAAUCUGGACUGUGAGUAUGCUUUUAAAUAACAAAUAUAAAAUGGGUACCUUUUAAAAAUGUGAUGCUGAGAUAGAAUUGCACAACGUGAAGAUUUUAAACUGCAUUUGAAAAGGAAUGAUUUUAACUAUCUUUAUAAUUGUCUUAAGGGAUUUUUAUCAAGCAAUAGCUACUGUCUUGAAUAUUACAAAAUGCAGUUAAUGCGGUGAACUCAGAAGAUUGAAGGACAUUUAGCCUGAUGACCCACAAUGAUUUUGCAGGUGAAAGAGGUUGAUACAGGGUGUGGAUUAACUGCUUCUCCUACAGUUUUGGAUCAGCAUCAGAUUUUCUCCAGAUUGCUUAAAAGUAGAUACACAUUUUUUAUUCUUUCAGGGUAUUUCUAUCUGAAGAGAGAAGCCAUGUUGUCUCCCUGAGAGAAGUUGUCAAUUUACACCUUACAUGAGGAAGACGCUUUGGAUUCACUGUGUUCAAAUAAGUUAACACUUAUAGCAAUGCCUUAAUUAGUACCUUAGAGUAAAGUUUACUCUUCUCAUAUCGAGAUAAUCUGACUAUUGAAAAAUCAGGCCAUUAUUGCUAAAUUUUGGCAAAAUACUGGAAACAAUAUGAUUUGCUUGCUCAUUUAUGGAUUGAUCUCUCUCUGCCUCCUCAAAUCUGAGAAUCUUAUCCACGUAUCACGUAUUACACACUUGUAACAUUGAUAAUUACUGUGUUAAUGUGUUUUGAUGUUAAUUGUUGGCCUUGAAAUGACAUGACCGACAUAAUAAAACAGUUGCUGUAAAGGCAGCAGCAUCAACUAAA